Messenger RNA from Cydia pomonella (codling moth), 645 nucleotides. It is a transcript of the gene l(3)87Df, whose product is annotated as cytochrome c oxidase assembly protein COX20, mitochondrial. The transcript has 2 exons. Gene Ontology annotation, biological process: mitochondrial respiratory chain complex IV assembly. NCBI's taxonomy places the organism in Eukaryota, Metazoa, Arthropoda, Insecta, Lepidoptera, Tortricidae. Bases 167 to 532 code for a protein of 121 amino acids. The record is from RefSeq and is a predicted model, not a curated record. Gene Ontology annotation, cellular component: mitochondrion; mitochondrial inner membrane.
GGUAAUGUAGUUUUGCUAGUCUAAUCCUCGCUUAAAUGUCAAUAUUGACAUUUAUGGUUGACAUUAAUCACAUUAAAAUUCUAGGUUUAAUAUUUAUUUUAAUAAUAAUUUUAAACACAAUUAUAAUAAAUAAUCUGAUAAAGGCAAAAAUUAUAUUAUUACAAAUAUGGAUACAGUUGUAAAAAGUAUGCUUGAAGAUGAUCCCGAAGAAAAGCCGGGUCUCAUGAUAAUGGGUCGAGAUGUAUCCAAAAUUCCUUGCUUCAGGGAGAGCUUUCUAUACGGCAUAGCUUCAGGAGUGGGCAUAGGACUAGCAUCAUUUAUAAAAACUUCAAAACCAAUCUUAUCACAACAUGUUGGAGUGGGAACAUUUGCUAUUUCAACAUUAUUAUACUGGUCAUACUGUAGAUAUCAAUGGUCCAAACAGAGGUUUGAUGCUCAACUCUUGCAGGAUGCCCUGAAAGAUAAAAUUAUGUAUGAGGGCACUGCGGUAGAAAGAGAAUUAGAGCAGAAAGGAGUUUUGAAGUCAGCGUAGUGUGCCAUUAACAAUCAACUGUAAAUUAAUUCUUUUAGAUUAGUAAUGCAUAUUAAGUGAAGCUCUUAUAUUUCAUUGAGUAUAUGUAAAUAAAUAAAAUAUUAAGUAAAGCA